AUGCAGACCCUGCCUACAGAGUUGUUGCGCCAGGUAGGUCAGGGCUUGCAGAGUGCUACAGAUCAACCGGCCUACAAGCACCUGGCUGGCCUGUCGAUAUGCUCGCACUUUCUCCACAGUGUCACCGAACCUCUGCUCUACCGGGACAGCACGAUCUUGUCCGGCAAUCAGUCUGAUGUUCCUCUCGCAGCUCUGACGGCUAGCAGAGAACGAUGUAGCUAUCUGCGUCAGCUCACUGUCGGGAGUUGCUCGCAAGCUCAGCCGGUGUCUGACCAUGACCCGAAUCAGCUCGAUGCUGUCAUCAUGCGUGCAGACAGACUCACAUCACUCGUGUGGCACAGACCAACCAUGUCAGACGCUAUCAAGGCUUGGCUCGCUACCUCUGACUUGCAAAGCCUACAAGUCCACGGACAUCUUUUCGAGUCAUCUGAUGGUUGCAGUCUACAAGUAUUUGGUACCGUCGAAACGCUACACCUACAGCAUCCGACUGACGCGUCUCUACUAUGCUUGGCUGCACACAUUGGCAAUGGGCAACUGCGCAGGCUGACCGACUUGACCAUCGAUUGUGCCCGAGCGAACACGUCAUGGGCAUUCGAAGCGGCUAGCUGGGCGACCUUCGUCGAUGCUCUCCUCAGCAGCUCGAUAAGGCUCCACACGCUCGAGUACAUUGCUCCUGAUAUCGCAUACAAGUACGAUGGCGACGGCGCACAACUCGGCCAGAGCUUACGCGAUUUGCUAGCUGCACAGCCCUUGUGCAAGCUCAAGGUGACCGGCUAUACCGGCUGGUCAGACUAUCACUACGAUCUCGUGCUGCCCGCUCUCACUGAGCUCCGUAUCUCUGUCGAUGCUGUACGACGAGCGGGCGCCUAUUUCGACGAAGAUCAGGCCUACUACAUCGAACGAGCCUUCAUCGACGAUUCACUGUCGGAUCUCAUCAGGCGACUCGACGUCACAGCGCCAGCCUUGCAAAAGCUUGUCCUGAGAGGCGAUCCUCGGAAGACAUAUGUCUUUCCCGUGGACGUGGUCGCCGUGCUCGUCAAUGCUCGUUUCUGGCCACACAUCACGUACUUCGAGCUACACGACGUACAGCUGGACGCAAGUGCGCUGCUUCGACUUUGUACGGCCAGCAGCGAGAGACUGAGGGCGAUAAGCUUCAAGCUGACGUACAAUACCGAUCCACAUGUCAUCUGCAUGCUCUGUGCGAUGCCACAGCUCUACUCGAUCCGAAUCGAUUGCAGCGCGGAAAGCAUGAGCAGCAAAACGUAUCAUGAGAUCUUUGACUGGCUCGCUCAGCGCCUCCCACGACUACGCUACAUCGGUUGCUUUGACACCCAAGAGAGCUCGAGGCUCCAAUAUGCUUGUCAAGUCGACCGUCUAGAUGCAAUGAAGUCGCCUGCCCGACCGCGCAUCGUCGCAACGCCCGAGGCUCAGGAGCACUUUGCCCUUGCUUCAAGGCGUCUAUGA
Mixia osmundae IAM 14324 is the source of this 1464-nucleotide messenger RNA. RefSeq lists its product as uncharacterized. The transcript has a single exon. Lineage: Eukaryota; Fungi; Basidiomycota; Mixiomycetes; Mixiales; Mixiaceae. The coding region runs from base 1 to 1464 and encodes 487 amino acids. The record is from RefSeq and is a predicted model, not a curated record.